UCCAGUCCCUCGUCAUCUUCGACACCCAAAGACCGCACACGAUCGGCGGCCAACGUCCUUUUCGUCGCGCUUUCCGACGACUCGACUUCUCUCUCUCCUCGUCUAAACCCACACACAUCACAAAAUGGAUCACGGACGCGAUCCCUGCCCCUGGGUCAUCCUCAACGACUUUGGUGGCGCCUUUGCCAUGGGCGCCAUCGGAGGCACCAUCUGGCACGGAAUCAAGGGCUUCCGCAACAGCCCCGUCGGCGAGCGGAGGAUAGGCUCCAUCACAGCAAUCAAGGCGCGGGCGCCAGUAUUAGGAGGCAACUUCGGCGUCUGGGGCGGCCUCUUCUCCACAUUCGACUGCACCGUCAAGGGCAUCCGCAAGAAGGAGGACCCGUACAACGCCAUCAUUGCCGGCUUCUUCACGGGCGGCUCGCUCGCCAUCCGCGGCGGCUACAAGGCCGCGCGGAACGGCGCCAUCGGCUGCGCCGUCCUGCUGGCCGUCAUCGAGGGCGUCGGCAUCGGUUUCCAGAGGAUGCUAGCUAGCGGCACCAAGCUAGAGGUCCCUCAGCCGCCUCCGGAGCAGCAACUCGCAUAAUGGCCCUGAUAUUUUCGAAACUGUAACGACCAAUGACGUGCCAAAACC
Microdochium trichocladiopsis is the source of this 631-nucleotide messenger RNA. Its product is annotated as mitochondrial import inner membrane translocase subunit TIM17. The coding region runs from base 125 to 583 and encodes 152 amino acids. Gene Ontology annotation, biological process: protein import into mitochondrial matrix. Gene Ontology annotation, molecular function: transmembrane protein transporter activity. The record is from RefSeq and is a predicted model, not a curated record. NCBI's taxonomy places the organism in Eukaryota, Fungi, Ascomycota, Sordariomycetes, Xylariales, Microdochiaceae. Gene Ontology annotation, cellular component: mitochondrial inner membrane; TIM23 mitochondrial import inner membrane translocase complex. The transcript is spliced from 3 exons.